Messenger RNA from Mycena citricolor, 586 nucleotides. NCBI's taxonomy places the organism in Eukaryota, Fungi, Basidiomycota, Agaricomycetes, Agaricales, Mycenaceae. The record is from the annotation of a GenBank genome assembly.
UGAGGCCAGUGGUGACCAUUCCAGGCCUGAGCGCGCAGUUUAAAUUUGUACGCGGGGCUUUCAUCCUCUCGGAUCUUUCCUGUGAAAAAUGUUCUGGGGGCCUGAACGUGCCCAACCCCGUAGUCUGUUCGCGGCCAGUCGCAGUCGCGAAUCUGACGGAGGUGGUCGUGGAAACGACUGGAAAGCGUUUGAAAUCCUGCAAGGAGACGCACCUGUGGGUGAAGACACUGGCUUGGAGGGUAAGUACCAAUUCUCUCCGAUUUGCGACCCAGGGUUGUUCUCUCGUAAAAUGGCACAUAGUACCAGCGAUCAGCAAGACUGCCCAUCGAGACUCCACGUCGAACCACAUGGGGGCACUCGUAAUUCUCAAGGUGGACAACAACGUCCUGUCGCUUCAGUGUCCAAUCCGCAGAUGUCGAACUCAAUCGCAGAAUUAUUCUGGGAAGAUGCUUGAGUAACUCCUCAUGACCAGCAAUAGGAGCAGACAAGUCGAAUGGUUUCAGGAAUUUUCCGCAUGUCGGACGCCCUGUGGCGCGUCUGGAAUGUGUAUCAAUUCAUACGGCGGCUGGCAAGCAUCGGUUGAACG